Pipra filicauda (Wire-tailed manakin) is the source of this 321-nucleotide messenger RNA. RefSeq names its product avidin-like. Bases 1 to 321 code for a protein of 106 amino acids. Lineage: Eukaryota; Metazoa; Chordata; Aves; Passeriformes; Pipridae. The transcript has 3 exons. Gene Ontology annotation, molecular function: biotin binding. The record is from RefSeq and is a predicted model, not a curated record.
AUGGGGACCCUCAGCUGCUGCCUGCUGCUCACCCUGGCCCUGCUCAUCCCUCACCAGGUUGCAGCCAGGAAGUGUGACCUGCAGGGCCUGUGGAGGAGUGAGCUGGCCUCCAACACGACCCUCUUGGCCCUGAACACAGCCGGCACCUUCUCGGGCUUCUACCACACUGCUGUGACAGCUACCAACAAGCAGAGCCUGGGGUCACAGCUGCCAGGGGCCCAGCAGCACCCCGGUGCCAAGAGACACCCCACCUUCGGCUUCUCCGUGCACUGGCAGUUCUCAGUAGGCAAUAGAAUGAACCUUGCCAUCAAACUUUGUUAA